Syzygium oleosum is the source of this 2467-nucleotide messenger RNA. Its product is annotated as pyruvate decarboxylase 1. The transcript has 7 exons. The record is from RefSeq and is a predicted model, not a curated record. Lineage: Eukaryota; Viridiplantae; Streptophyta; Magnoliopsida; Myrtales; Myrtaceae. Bases 568 to 2316 code for a protein of 582 amino acids. Gene Ontology annotation, molecular function: magnesium ion binding; thiamine pyrophosphate binding; carboxy-lyase activity.
UAUUUGUCCGAGGAAAACAGAGACAUGCCCACGAAACCAGAAGUCGCCGAACGACAACCCAGACGUUGUAAUCGAGGAUACCACUUACCAGCUUCGGUUUCUCCGGCUUGGCGGGCGGUCUUAGAUCUCCCGAAACUAUCGAUUAUUCUACAAUAUCUCCAUCGACUCGUCUUCAGUUCAACACGGGAGAAAUGUCUGCGAUCCGCUGUUUUUUAUUCCGCUAGAGUCCACAAGAUUCCCCUAGCCUUUGGACCGAAAAGCAGAGACAUCCCAUGGCAAUAAUCAAAACCAAGGACCAGCUAAACCCCACUAUCAAACGCCAACUUGAUCGCCUCCAGCCAAUCGCCUCGCUUUCCCUCUUCUCUCGAUUUCGGAUUACCGGGUUCACGAACUUAGCCCCCUGUUUCUUGUAGAUUUGCAUCCCUGCACGUGCCCGUUUGCUCAAAUUCACCUAUAAGAUCACCGAGAAGGCAAGAACCUAGGACCCCAUCAGAGCAAUUGCUUCUUUACUGUCGAAAACUUACUCUGCACUUGAAGCUGAAGCGCAGCUGACAAUUCUUGGUACUCAUGGAUGCUGCUAAUCACGUCGGCUCGGCGGCACGGCCCAUCUCGGCUCCGUGCGGCGGGACCCUGGGCAGCCACCUGGCCCGGCGGCUCGUGGAGAUCGGCGCGAGGGACGUGUUCUCGGUCCCUGGCGACUUCAACUUGACCCUGCUGGACCACCUGAUAGCCGAGCCGGAGCUGAACCUGAUCGGCUGCUGCAACGAGCUGAACGCCGGCUAUGCGGCCGACGGGUACGCGCGAGCUAGGGGCGUGGGCGCGUGCGUGGUGACGUUCACGGUUGGGGGUCUCAGCGUGCUCAAUGCCAUCGCAGGGGCUUACAGUGAGAACUUGCCUGUGAUCUGUAUCGUGGGAGGGCCUAAUUCCAAUGACUAUGGGACGAACAGGAUCUUGCACCACACCAUCGGGCUGCCUGAUUUUACCCAAGAGCUCAGAUGUUUCCAAUCAAUCACCUGCACACAGGCAGUGGUGAAUAACUUGGAUGAUGCGCACGAGCUGAUUGAUACCGCAAUCUCGACGGCUUUGAAGGAAAGUAAGCCGGCUUAUAUUAGUAUAAGCUGUAAUUUGUCUGGGAUUCGCCACCCUACUUUUGCCAGAGAUCCAGUUCCUUUCUCUCUUGUGCCAAAGAUGAGCAAUCCAAUGGGCCUGGAAGCAGCAGUCGAAGCAACUGCAGAUUUUCUUAACAAAGCUGUCAAGCCCGUCAUCAUCGGUGGGCCGAAGCUCAGGGUGGCCAAGGCCCAAAAGGCAUUCAUGGAGCUCGCAGAGGCCACCGGGUAUCCAAUUGCCAUUAUGCCAUCGGGCAAGGGGCUAGUUCCGGAGCAUCAUCCCCACUUCAUCGGAACAUAUUGGGGUGCUGUGAGCACAAGCUUUGCUGGGGAGAUUGUAGAAUCAGCUGAUGCCUACAUUUUCGUGGGUCCCAUCUUCAACGAUUACAGCUCUGUGGGCUAUUCCUUGCUGAUCAAGAAGGAGAAAGCGAUCAUAGUGCAGCCCAAUCGUGUGACUAUAGGGAAUGGCCCUUCCAUUGGGUGGGUUUUCAUGGCAGAUUUUCUAAGCGCAUUGGCCAAGAAGCUGAAGAAAAACAGCACUGCUUUGGAGAAUUACCGCAGGAUAUUCGUACCUCCGGGCAUGCCUCUCAAGUGCGAGAAAAACGAGCCUCUUAGAGUCAAUAUUCUGUUUAAGCACAUUCAGGAUAUGCUCGCUGGCGACACUGCAGUUAUCGCUGAAACUGGAGACUCUUGGUUUAACUGUCAGAAACUCCGGUUACCUGAGAAUUGCGGGUAUGAAUUCCAGAUGCAAUAUGGAUCCAUAGGUUGGUCGGUGGGUGCCACUCUAGGAUAUGCUCAAGCUGCCACCGAUAAGCGUGUGAUAGCUUGCAUUGGUGAUGGAAGUUUCCAGGUCACAGCUCAGGAUAUAUCAACCAUGAUUCGAUGCGGACAGAAGACCAUAAUCUUCCUGAUCAACAAUGGGGGUUACACGAUCGAAGUGGAGAUUCAUGACGGCCCUUACAACGUGAUAAAGAACUGGAACUACACUGGUCUCGUGGACGCCAUUCACAAUGGCGAAGGCAAGUGCUGGACAGUAAAGGUUCGCACGGAGGAAGAGCUGAUAGACGCGAUCGCGACAGCGAGUGGGCCGCAUAAGGAUUGCUUGUGCUUCAUUGAGGUGAUCGUGCACAAGGACGACACGAGCAAAGAGCUGCUAGAGUGGGGCUCGCGCGUUUCUGCUGCGAACAGCCGUCCUCCUAAUCCUCAAUAAUCUCUCCUACAUUGAUUUGAGAGAGAGAGAGGAUCCCUUGUGAAGAAGAUGAAUGCUGAUGUACGAGAGCUUUCUGUAUGAUGUAAAUUUUUAACAAGAGUGAAUUGCAGAAUAAAGCUACUGGAAUACCCUCCUGUGACUUCCAGAGAAA